Culicoides brevitarsis is the source of this 797-nucleotide messenger RNA. It is a transcript of the gene MED30, whose product is annotated as mediator of RNA polymerase II transcription subunit 30. The record is from RefSeq and is a predicted model, not a curated record. Lineage: Eukaryota; Metazoa; Arthropoda; Insecta; Diptera; Ceratopogonidae. Gene Ontology annotation, biological process: positive regulation of DNA-templated transcription. Gene Ontology annotation, molecular function: transcription coregulator activity. The transcript has 2 exons. Bases 114 to 761 code for a protein of 215 amino acids. Gene Ontology annotation, cellular component: mediator complex.
GACAAGAUAAAUCUCGAACAAACCCUAAAAAAAAAUUAAAAUCAAAAGCGAUUCAAACAAAAAUUCAAUUUUAGUUAAUUUCAUGAAAUAAAUACGAACAAAAUACGAUAAAAAUGAAUCAACAAGGAUUUCUCCCCAAUCAAGGACAAGUUAUUCGUCCGGCACAAAGUCCUGCUCAGCAAACAAACAACACACAACAAGCUCCAACCACUCCGCAAGGUCCUCCUCCGAACCAGAGUCCCGCACAAACUGGUCAGCCACAACAGCAACAACAGGCACCUCCAGCACAACCAAUUCAUCAACGCGACUUUCCUUUACUCACACUUUGCAAAAUUGGUCAAGAUACGGUAAUCGACAUUGUUUCUCGUUUCCAAGAGGUUUACACGCUUCUGAAGGUCGUUGCACCACCAAAUGGCACGCAACAAGGUCUCACCAGCAGCAUGGACAAGAAAAUGAAGGUUCAGGAACAAUUUCGGACUUUGCGAUUGCUGUUUAAACGUUUGCGAUUGCUUUUUGAUAAAGUGAAUGACGGUCUCGAGGACACGGAUUAUCCGCACAUUAUGAAUUUUGUUCCGUUGAAAGAUGGGCCCGAUACUCGUCCAGAGGUGCAAAUAACAGACGAUUAUAAGAAAUAUGUGCAGGAAGCGAAGGAAUUGUCGGAUAUGCUUUCCACGAAAAAUCGACAAUUGCGAGAAGUUAUUGAUAAGUUGAGGAUCAUCAUUUGGGAAAUUAAUACAAUGCUGUCCAUGAGACGAUCUUAAUUUUACUGAUUUUAAUUAAAAUAAUAAUUUUAUAUA